Molecule: messenger RNA, 861 nt
Organism: Fusarium graminearum PH-1
Lineage: Eukaryota; Fungi; Ascomycota; Sordariomycetes; Hypocreales; Nectriaceae
Exons: 1
Coding region: 223-861 (212 amino acids)
Molecular function (GO): FMN binding; riboflavin reductase (NADPH) activity
Source: RefSeq, a predicted model, not a curated record
AUGAAGAGCUCCCUAGCGCUGCGCAAUGGCGCUGCGACAGCACUUGUCAUGACAAGAGGCGGGACAAGAGGGUUGAGCUCUAUACGGAAUGCUGGCUGUUUGAGAAGAUCUUUGACUGGAUGUGAAGGCUAUGAGAUACCUUCCAAGUCAAUAACUGCGUCCUGUUCGCGGCAAUGGCCUCUCCACAGUGAGUCUCCAUUGUCCUGGUUGAUAUUCUAGCUAAUGUUGUAUACUAUAGAUAGAAGAAAUCACACAUCCACGACCUCAAAACCAUGGCACACAUCCCCAGCCACGCCUCCAACAGUCCAUCCGACAAAACAAGUUCCUCUCCCCGAACAACUGCGCUCUAUAAUGCGUCUCCUCCCCCACAGUGUGGUGGUAUGCACAUCCAACCAACCCGGCGAUGGCCCACGAGCUAUGACAAUGUCAUCGUUUACCUCUCUUACCCUUACACCGACGCCUCUUGUCACUUUCAACAUCGCAAUACCGAGUAGAACGCUAGAUGCUAUAAAAGCAAGCGGGGAGUUUAACGUACACGUUCUCUCCGGGGAUGAGCGGGGCGCAAGUGUAGCGAGUCACUUUACAAAAGGCAAUGUUGGCGGGCAUGCAUUUCAAGGGCUUGAUUAUAAUCAGAACGGUGAUGAAGCACCUGUUUUGAAAGAGGAGGGCGUCAUGUUUGCAUUACGGUGCAAGUUACUCAAGGAUGCCCCUGAAGAGGGUCUUGUGAGGGUGAGAGACCAUGUCAUUGUGGUGGGAGAGGUGGUAGAGAUGGUGAAAGUUGAAGAAGCAGAGGAUGAGAAUUUUGGACUUGUGUAUGCGGACAGGAGAUAUAGACAGGUUGGAGGAGUGUUGGAGAUGUAA